GACGUUCGGGCCUUCAGCCGGAAAGAGCCGACAUUUACACAGCAGCGGCCGCAACGUCAUCAACGAGCUCCCAUAGACUGUGCGAGUUCCAGCCGUGCAUUGACAUAGGGGUGCAUAGACACUGCAGCCAUAGAUAUGAUGGUCUUCAUAUCUUCAUAUCUAUGGACACUGCAGCCGCGGAGCUUCUCCUCCCGACCGGAAACUAAAAGUCUGUUUCUUGUGUGCAACCGGGAGUAACAUUCCAGUGAAAUAAACCAACAGAAAGCAGGAACAGUUUCAUGACGAGGUUGGAUCCGUGCGGAGCGAAAGUCUGGGUUGCGUUUGUUUUGCAGACAUGGCGGUGCAGCUGUGGUGCCUGUCCUUCCGGCAGCCCUACGCCGGCCUGAUUCUGGACGGGGUGAAGACGGUGGAGAGCCGCUGGAGACCGGUUCUGGCGCCUCUGGAGAACCAGACCCUGGCAGUCCACGUGGCCUGGCGGAACUGGGACGGGGAGGAGUGGCAGGCGGUGCUUGGCGGCCCUCUGGGGAUGAACCGGGUGCAGGUGGAGGCGCUGCUGGAGUCUGGGGAGCGGUGGGGCCGCAGUGUGGUGGCAGGAUUGGUGGACGUGGGCCGGACCUGGCUCUGCCCCGCCUCCUUGCAGGGGGAGGAGCUAAGCCAGCUUGAGCGCGCAGCCGUUCUGAUUGGUCUUCAGGAGAAACAUCUGACUCACCUGUCAAACCCCCGCUGGCUGAAGGAGCCGCUGAGCGUGAGAGGAGGCCGUGACCUGUUCAGCGUGGAGAUCCCAGCCCACCUGUUACCAUGACGACAUGUCCACCUGUUACCAUGACAACCUGUUUAAUAAUUAGUUAAUCAUCCGGCUCUAAAUUAGUCGUUAAUCUUUAAUCCUAAACUUUAACCAGAUAUUCGUCUCACAGCUCAUCCUUUAGAACGGUUCUGUCAUUAUUUUUAUUGUUCUUUAGAUCAUCCAGAAGGUAAACCAGGAAAUAGAAACUGUUACCACAGCAACCCAUCAGGUGUUCCUUGGUCAUGUAACCUGCAGGUAAACCAGGAGAGAGUCUCUGUCUGCUGGUGAAACUAAACUUUAUUCACACGAUCAAUCAACACAAAUACAUCCCAUAAUAUCAACAGGGACUGAGUGCGCCCGGCCCGAGGCCUCUGAUUGGUCAGCUCAUUCGACCAAUAACAAACAACGAAAGAAGUGGGCGCUUUGUUUCCACAGCAACAGAGGAUAGCGUCACUAAUGAGCAAAUCAAUUUACAGGAACCUUAAUGAGCCUCUAACAAAGGAACG
Molecule: messenger RNA, 1290 nt
Organism: Acanthochromis polyacanthus (spiny chromis)
Lineage: Eukaryota; Metazoa; Chordata; Actinopteri; Pomacentridae
Exons: 3
Coding region: 335-802 (155 amino acids)
Source: RefSeq, a predicted model, not a curated record